AGAAAUUAAUUUUCAUUUUGAUUAUCAUUGAAUCGGUGGAAAAUUAAUUAGAGAAAAGAAAAUUAAUUGAUUCAAUUUUUUUCCUUGCUAAUCAAUGAAAAAGAUCUGAAAGAAUUUCUGUCCACUGGUUUAGUUUCUCUUCUACUGUUAUUCUGAUUUUCUUUUCUCUUUCUUUCUCUUUCUCUUUCUAUCAUCACCAUUUUCACUCUCACUUUGAGUCUCUCUCAAUCUCUUUCCACUCCUUGUGUUUGUCUCAUGAUAAUUUCUUAAAUUGUCUUUAAUCACGCUACUUAUCAGAUUGUCUUUAUAACCAAAUCAAUGACGAUCAUCACACUAACUAACUGGUGAAUUGUCGUUUGUUUUGUUUCUUUGGUUUCUCUGUCUCCGUGUUUGUAAUUUCAAUUAUUUUGAUCAACAAAAAAAUUCUAUUCUCUUUUUGUUUCUAUUGGUAUAAUUUCGUAAUUUAUUGAUUGUCACCCUCAUGCUCUCCAAAGCAGCUAUUGGAACCGUUAACCGGAUCUUCUCAUCUUUAAUCUUCUUCUUAUGUCUCUAUCGAAGCCAUCAGUAUAUUCCAUCAGGUUAUGGACCAAUUAAUUUCUUAACACUUUGGAAUAUUUCAGCGGCAUUAUUAUUCUAUGCUAUGUCACUACUUUGCCAUUUUCUACCCUACCUGAGGAGUGGACGUGAACAAAAUUUAAUCCGUGAUUUAAUUUACUUUGGCAUAAUAUUUCCCAUUGGAACAACGGUUUUUUCAUUUUUUUGGGGUCUCACCUUUCUCAAUCCAACCUUUAUCCUUAGCGAUGCAGUGAGAUUACCCGGUUGGGCAAAUCAUGCCAUGCACACAUGGAUAUUACCUGCAGCAAUAAUUGAAGGAAUAUGUUUCUACCAUUCCAAACCAUCUUCAUCACAGGGUCGUGCUCUCACUGUUUCCUUUUUAGCAGCUUAUUGUGGUUUCACUUUGGUCAUGGGUUUAGUUUUUAACAAGUGGCCUUAUCCGUUUCUCCUAAAGUUGACCAUUCCCUACAGACUAUUAUUCGCCAUCAUUCCUAUGAGCUGUUCCCUACUCUUUUAUACUCUUGGUGAAAAAUUGAAUUCCUUAUUUUGGAAGCCAGUGAAAAUUCAGACAAGUUGAAAAUCUUGCGAAAAACAAUCUAUUCUCAUAGAGUUUCUUUAUGUCCACAUUCAAAUACAUACAAACAAACAAAAAACACCCACAUCCAAAUACACACACACUCACAACCCAAAAGAUUUUGAUACACAUACAAAUUAAGUGAAAAUUGGCCACCGGUUAAAUGUUUUAAUUGGAAGGACAUUUCCCCUCAAGUCACAGCUAAUUUUCAUCUACAAGUCUGAUGGAUCCAUUUUUUUUUCUCCAACAAAAAUGAUCACUUCAAAUACUAAGCUUUAGUUACCUAUGUUAACUCUGUCCUUUUCACCUUUCACCCUGUUUACCUUUACCUUUUUCCUCCCGAUUCUCAUCUUAAACUCUUUCCCUUCGUUCGUUGGCUUACAUUUUAGUUACAACUUUCGUUGCGCAUAAAAAAAAUUUGUACAUAUUGCUCAAUAAUUAAGUUUGGUGAAGGUUAAAUUAUGUUAAAUGGUGUUAGCCCGAUGAUCACUAUGGAAAAUCUUUGAGAUUUAUUGAAAGUGAUCAACAACAAAACGAAACGUUCAAAAAGCGGAAUCUUCACAUUUUCAUCUUAAAACAAAACCAAUUGCUCACACAAAGAUAACCCAACAUAGUUUAUCCUUCCAACUAACAAUUAACUUCAUCAUUAAUGUUAAUCCGCUUGGACGAUUGACCACCAAUGUUAAUGAUAUUCCAUUCAAUCAAAUUGAUCAAUAUCAUCAUCAAUUUGUCGCCACUAAUCAACUAACAGUGAUGUGUGUGUUUCAUUAGCCACUGUCAGAACUUUUCUCAAGCCCAUCGUCAUCCUGAUUACCAGCCAUCUAAUAGUAAUGGAGAAAGAAAGAGAAUCACCUUUAUUGGAAUCACCUCGAUCAUAGCAACAAUUUACAUAGAUAAACUAAAAGAAGACAAAAAAAAAUAUCCAUCAUUAAUUGAUAAUAUUCAAGGACCCACUCACUCAUUAAAUAACAUCAACAGCAAACAAGCAACAACAAGGAAACUUUUUGUUUUAUUUCUCAUCUUGGUUACCAAAGUCAUCAUGGAGACACAGCAACAAUAAUAGCAACAAAUCAACAAAUAGUCAUUCUAACAAUUUAUUUACAACUAAUUAUAUAAUUAGUCCCAAUAAUUUAGCUCCUUCUUGAUUGUUUUUUUUCUGUGAUAAUCUCAGUUAAUUGUUUGUUUCUUUUCGAUUAACGAUUAGUCUAACUGACUUAAUAAUCAGAAAAAGAAACCAACGAAAUUGAUGUUUACAGAAAAAAAAGAAACAGUGAUCUUCAGAUUAAUUGUAAUUUAAUUCUAAUGUUAUAAUUAAUUUAUCUUCUUUCUACUUGUUCACCUUAAUUUCCUUCCUUUCUCAUCAACCCAAGCCCUCUCUCCAUCAAAAGACAUCUAAAUUGUUGAAAGAUUGUCUUUUCCACCCUAACACAAUUAACAUUCAUCUCUCCUGUUCAUUUGUAGCUAUUACAAUUAACCAGCAAAGUCGCAAUCGACAUCUCUUUUUUUUUGUACCUACUUCACUUCUAUUUGAUUAUUAUAUUGAUUACACUUUGAUUGUUGACGAAAAAACUGGCAACAAUUAACUCACUGAUCAUCUAAAAAAUUGUAAUGGAAAACAAAAUGGUGAACAAUUAAUCUUGUUCACUUAUUCAACUCCAGAAAAAAGUUUUUGUUUUCUAAUUGUUCAAUUUACUGUUUUAUAAUUUAAAUACACGACUGAAUGCAAAAGAAACGAUUAAUUAAUUAGAAAAAUGAUAACAAUUAAUAUGAAAUUAAUUAUCUUCUUUUGUUUUAGAGAAAAACAAAAACCAAAUUGUAAAAUUAAAUUAACUCAAAAAUCACAACAAUCAUAA
Molecule: messenger RNA, 2982 nt
Organism: Panonychus citri (citrus red mite)
Lineage: Eukaryota; Metazoa; Arthropoda; Arachnida; Trombidiformes; Tetranychidae
Product: androgen-dependent TFPI-regulating protein-like
Exons: 3
Coding region: 482-1132 (216 amino acids)
Cellular component (GO): endomembrane system; membrane
Source: RefSeq, a predicted model, not a curated record